AUGGGUUGCCUUGCCACGGCGCCGCGGCUGGUCCGACACGGCGAAAAAUGCCUCUCCACUCGGACCAUCGCGGAGCACACUGCACUUGCUAAACCUGGGUGCCCUCCACCCUCACGCACUCUUUUUUCUCUCGUCGCUCUCCAUCCCCUCACUGCCCUCCAUUGUUGCUUGGUAUCGGUUGCCGGCUUUGGAGCACCCUCGUCGCUACUGCCGUCAAGGUCGAACCACCAAAACACAACACGACUGGGACGUCAAUUUUUUCUCUCGCCUACCCACCGUCGCAUCCGACUCGUCCGCUUCGUGUGA
This is a messenger RNA of Akanthomyces muscarius, 306 nucleotides long. RefSeq lists its product as uncharacterized. Lineage: Eukaryota; Fungi; Ascomycota; Sordariomycetes; Hypocreales; Cordycipitaceae. Bases 1 to 306 code for a protein of 101 amino acids. The record is from RefSeq and is a predicted model, not a curated record. The transcript has 3 exons.